AUGGACCACAGCCAACACAUGCAUUCCAUGGAAGGCCACGGCGGCCACGGCGGCGGCAUGGACGACAUGUGCAGCAUGAGCAUGCUCUUCACAUGGGACACCACCAAUCUCUGCAUCGUGUUCCGCCAGUGGCACAUCCGCUCCAACACCUCGCUCAUCUUGUCUCUCAUCGCAGUCGUUCUCAUCGGCAUGGGAUACGAGGCUCUGCGUUCCGUGUCCCGCAACUACGAGGCAUCUCUCGCGAAGCGGUUGGAAACCGUUCCAAACUCGACUGCGCAUGGUUAUCGCGACAAUAAUGAUGAUGACGUGGAAGACAAUGUUGCUGAGACACUCGGUUUCAACCGCUCAGGGCAAAACCGCGAGGAUUUCAGCAAGCGAGGCCACCUCAUCAAAGCCUUACUCUACGCCUUUCAGAACUUUUAUGCCUUUAUGCUCAUGCUUGUCUUUAUGACUUAUAACGGCUGGGUUAUGGUUGCCGUCUCGGCGGGUGCCUUUUUCGGCUACCUCUUGUUCGGUCAUUCCACGUCGGCAACAAAGGACAAUGCUUGUCAUUAA
Molecule: messenger RNA, 555 nt
Organism: Trichoderma gamsii
Lineage: Eukaryota; Fungi; Ascomycota; Sordariomycetes; Hypocreales; Hypocreaceae
Exons: 4
Coding region: 1-555 (184 amino acids)
Biological process (GO): copper ion transmembrane transport
Cellular component (GO): membrane
Molecular function (GO): copper ion transmembrane transporter activity
Source: RefSeq, a predicted model, not a curated record